AUCCAAUAUGGCGUCCGGUCAAUAGACGAAGCCUUCUCCACUCCGGAAGAGGCUUUGGCUCGGGGAUUGUGCCUGUGGGCGUAUCUAUAUGUCUAUAUAAGUUGUCAUUCUAUUACGGGAUCCCGUAACAUAUUUUUCGUUCUUUUUAUCUCUUCAAACAGAAAAGAAAAAAAUAUUAGUUUCUCUUCCGUAAGUACUGUGCGGUGGAAGAAAUCAUCAGAGAACGAAGAGCGUGCUUUUUUUUCAUUUAUGUUUUGUGCUUGCGUACGUGAGUUACGAUGUACGAGCGAGGAUCUUGCCGGGCUUACGGAUCGAAGAACUCGCUGCUCCGAGUCUCCCGUCAACGAGAUUAAACAUGUGAUCGAAAUAUAACGCGAGAGACUGUGCAAUUUCUUUUUCAAAUAACAAAAAAAAUAUCUUCGCCCUGAAAGAUUGUCAGUCUAAGAUUUCAGGUGCUUUGGACUUUGUUUAGAUUUUGCAAAAAAAUAGCAAAAAACAACAUAAAGUUUCUCUCGUUUGACAAGCGGGGGAGGGGCCAAGGUACAAAAUGGCUUCGGGCGACAAUGUGGAUGUGAUAGAGGUUGUUGAGACGAGUUUCGGGGGACCCACCCGAAACUCUGAUGCUCCGUCGAGGACCGACGAUUCCGGGGAUGAAGACGAUAAAUCAACGGGGGAAAAAGUAGCCUUUGAUACUUCAGCCACUCAACAUGGAAGCGGCGGGCCCAAAACUCCUGCCGGAGUUUCCAGGAACAAAUCAGAGCGGGAAAGAAAAAUUGGACAUCGGAGAGUUGGUGUGGGGGGCGAGAUCACUUACAAAAAGAUUCAAACGACCCAGAUUAUGGGAUCUAUACAAUUGGGAAUUCAGCAUGCUGUGGGUGGUCUCGCCAGCAAACCUGAAAGAGAUUUACUCAUGCAAGAUUUCAUGACGGUGGAAACAACGAAUUUUCCAAGCGAAGGCUCGAAUCACACACCGGCUCACCAUUUUUCUGAAUUCAAAUUCAAGAAUUAUGCUCCAAUUGCAUUUCGAUACUUUAGGGAUUUGUUUGGCAUUCAGCCAGAUGAUUUUUUGAUGUCUAUGUGUAGUGCACCAUUACGGGAAUUAUCAAAUCCUGGUGCUAGCGGGAGUAUCUUUUAUUUAACGGAGGAUGAUGAAUUUAUCAUAAAGACUGUACAGCAUAAGGAAGGAGAGUUUUUGCAAACUCUUUUACCUGGAUAUUAUAUGAAUUUAAAUCAGAAUCCUAGAACUUUAUUACCAAAGUUCUUUGGGCUUUAUUGCUAUCGUUGCAAUAGUAAAAAUGUUAGGCUGGUCGCAAUGAACAAUCUGCUACCCUCGGCGGUGAAGUUGCAUCAAAAGUACGAUUUAAAGGGAUCGACUUACAAGAGAAAAGCUUCGAGAGGUGAGAGAUCAAAAUCAUCACCAACGUACAAAGAUCUCGAUUUCAUGGAACAUCAUCCUGAAGGCAUAUUCCUUGAAGCCGAUACUUACGGAGCUCUCGUGAAAACGAUACAACGUGACUGUCGAGUACUCGAGAGUUUCAAAAUCAUGGAUUACUCCCUCCUCGUCGGAAUCCACAAUCUUGAUCAAGGAGCGAAAGAAAAAAGCGAGCAAAGGUUAUCAGCAAGUGCCGAAGAGGAACCGGGUGAGCCUGGCUACGAGAGCGGGACUUUCGUUCACGCGGAACGUGAGAGAGAACGAGAGGAUAGAAUCGGUGCUACGGCGCUCAAUCGUUCGAAAAGCAUUAACAGGCAGAGGCUUGUUGCUCACAGCACUGCAAUGGAGAGUAUUCAAGCAGAGAGCGAACCCAUAGACGAGGAGGAUGAUAUACCCAGUCCAGGCGGGAUUCCGGCGAGAAAUGCCCGAGGGGAGCGCCUCUUAUUGUUUGUUGGUAUAAUCGAUAUACUACAGAGUUAUAGACUCAAGAAGAAAUUGGAACACACGUGGAAAUCCAUGAUACACGAUGGGGAUACGGUAUCUGUGCAUCGACCAGGUUUUUAUGCGCAGCGCUUCCAGGACUUUAUGGCCAAGACCGUAUUCAAGAAGAUUCCCUCACUGGACCUGCCCGAGAUUAAGGGGAAUCAUCGAAAAUUCCGUAACCUCGUCACCAGCUACAUAGGCUUGCGUUCGGCUUUUCUCAACGUUUCGCAACGAAAUACGACAGAGCAAGACGGUCCUUUGAAACAUUCCCCGUCGAAGAAAAAAAGCAUAUCUCGGCCGCUCAGGCCACUCGAGGGAGACUUCGAUUCGACUGCGGUGGCGGCAACCGGAAGUACGGCAAUGCAUGCUUCUUCACCCACAAAACUCGCGAGCCCGACCGGCAUUGAGACUGUCGUGAGCAGCAGCAGUGGUAUUCGCGUUGGCGGGAAUUCGUCGAGUUCGGUGCCGAUAGCGACCUCUACACCGGUAAAUUUGCCAACUUCUGGUGGGACGGUAGUGUCCGUAGCGCCACCGCCACUGUCAGCUGGCGCGAUAACGGCGGAUGGUCCGCUUCGAGUGACGAGUUAUCCAGCAGUAUUGAAAGGUCGUGGUGGUGGUGCAAGUCCACCGAAUCCGAAUUUAAUACCAUCCGGAAAAGUUCCACCGCCUGUGCCGCCGCGUGGUAGCGGCGGAGGAGGAGCACCGGGUAGAUCGAGAAUUGAGGAUCAUCGUGGUAACGCAUCCUCCUCAUCGUCGACGACUUCGGGUCGAGGUGGCACCCUUCCUUCCACCUGCUCCACUCCGCCCCCGCCUUUUGACGAUGCAGUACGCUCCAAUGAUCAGACAUUAGCUACCGGAGGUGGCCAUCAUCAAGGCACCACUUCUAUACUGUCGACUGGUCAAUCGAAACACAACAGGGUCGUUCAUCAUGUUACUCUCACUAAGAAUUAUCACGAUUCCGUAAGCAGCAUAACGGAUGUUCAUUUGGAGAGCAGCGGAAGUGGUAGCGGUAGCGGAGGCCGUGAAACAAAAUCGUCGUUGAGCGUCGAGAGUGGGGGUAGCAGUCGAGGAGGCGGUGGAUUGACGUGGACCCCGCCAACCGGAAGCGCAGAAGGUUCGACGCCGACCUGGACCGAAGGAACGCCCUCGUUCACAGAGAGUUCCAGUAGCGGUGACAUUGGUUGUCCGAGCACGCCGAUACGCGGGAACGAAAGAAACGAAGGAGGUGGAAAAAUAGCAGCGACCGUAGAAGAAGCGCUCGCGAGUUUGACAACCGAAAUGACCCACCUUUAGGAGAGAAGCGAGAACGGAUGUCUGUACUAAGCGAAUAGACGAGAAAACGAACAAAGCAAAAAAGAGUGAAAGAGAAAAAAUCUUUGGAGAAAUGUAUGCGGGUUCGCACAUACGUUUAUUCUCACGGCGACAUGUGAGAACAAAUUGCAUUUUGCCAGUCAUUAGGGUGUUCGGGAAGACUGCGGGACAAACGUAGGCGACUUUUGAGCGAUACCGUGCAUCACGGUGUCGAUUUAAGUUCGCCUGGAUCCUCUGUAGCGCGUAAGUGACGAUGAAGAGCGAAAAAGAGACAAAAAUUUACGCUCAUCCAUUCAGACGUGAGAAUAUGAGACCAAAAAAUAUUAUUUUUUGUCGAUUUACGUAGAUAAUUUAUUUAUCAACUACGUUCCUGUACGGAUAACAAUGAAAAACGCUUUUUGUUGUUUGAUACUACAAAAUGUACAUGAACCGAUGCACGUGUAUUUUAAAAACGUUUCAAUUAGCGAUCAGGAACUGACAACGAGGUGCGUCAACUCGUUUUUGAUCUUCUGUUUUUCUUUUUUUUUUCUUAGGACAAUUCUGGAAUGCUUUAUUUAUUUAUUAACGCAGCAUAAUAAUGAACGAUUGAUAAUUCUGAUGAAUUUUGUCCUGUCAAAUAUCGCGUAGCAAAAGUAUUUAUAUGUCUUUGUGACGCAGCCAUUAAUUGUGAAUAAUUUUAUUAGUUUCUCUUCCCGUUGAAUUGGAACUCGUCUUUCUCCUCUCUGAAUUUCAUAACAGAAAGAAGUUUAAGACACAUUUUUUCGUUGUUCUUUUUUCACGUUUUCGUUUCGUCGAUUUUCCUCUUUUGUUUGUCUUGAUCGAUUCGAUAAUUUCAACAUUAUUGUCUCGAUCGUACUUUCUCAACCAUGUCGCGAAAUGUGUUCAGAUUAAGUUGUUGCAUUUUUUGUUUUAUUUGUAUCCUUUCUUCUUUGACGCUUUCAUCGGUUGUCGAGCAAAUAUUGGAAUAACCAUCGAUUCAACCCCCCCCGAAGAACAAUCAAUUAUUUACGGUGGUUCGAAAAUGUUCGAGCCAUUUUUUAUACGACAAAUAAUCAUUGACAUGAACUUACUCUUUGGGAAAAUAUUCGUUUUUAUAUUUGCUUAUUUCGGGAAAAAUAAAUUUAUGAAGAAUUGGGAUCGGAUUGUAAUUUUCUCUCGAUUAAAAUCAUAAAGAAAAAAAUGUUCCCAAUAACCUUGAGCUCGAGUUAAGCUUAUUCUGAUAUUAUUCUCGGUUGUUGUGUUUUUUCAUGUUUAUUGUAAUUUUGCCUCCAGUGUAUGUGCACAUUGUGGCAAAUAAGAAUUGUGAGAAAAAAGCUUGAGCGUUCGACUCGGUGAAGCGUCGAAGAACUUUGUCGUGCAGCUUGAAAUCAUUGUAUCGGUAAAAAAAAAAAAAUGCUUAAACGCCAUCUUUCGUCUGGUUUUUCGCAUCUAAAUUCCUGAAAAUUUCUGCUUCGAGUGGAUCAAACUUUUGAAAUUAUCAAUUCGUGGGAAAUUUCUUUUGUACGUGUAUAUACGAAUAUAAUUAUAUUGUAUUUCGGAAAGUAGCAACUUUUUAACCCUCCUCGUACACCUGGGGUCUAUAGGACCCCCAGACUUCCCGUGGGUUCUCACUGGAACUGGCCUGAGGUGUGGACUCGAAGGGUUAACAGAUCAAUGUUCAGAUAUACGUAGUAAAAAAUUGCAUUUGUCGUUGUACAUCAAAAAACUGCGAAUGAGAUUGACAGCUUAGCGAGACCUUGAGGCCGGCUAGAAAUUGUGGCGGAAUGAGAUGAAAAAAAUUGCGAAUUUGUACGAACGAGUGAUUAUAAGAUAAUAAAUUAUUGUUGCGUCUUUCAUUUAACGAACAUGAAAACAUCGGACAAUCAA
Messenger RNA from Venturia canescens, 5092 nucleotides. RefSeq names its product phosphatidylinositol 4-phosphate 5-kinase type-1 alpha-like (gene PIP5K59B). Gene Ontology annotation, biological process: phosphatidylinositol phosphate biosynthetic process. NCBI's taxonomy places the organism in Eukaryota, Metazoa, Arthropoda, Insecta, Hymenoptera, Ichneumonidae. The transcript is spliced from 19 exons. Gene Ontology annotation, cellular component: plasma membrane. The record is from RefSeq and is a predicted model, not a curated record. Gene Ontology annotation, molecular function: 1-phosphatidylinositol-4-phosphate 5-kinase activity. Bases 548 to 3208 code for a protein of 886 amino acids.